Molecule: messenger RNA, 1650 nt
Organism: Amoebophrya sp. A25
Lineage: Eukaryota; Dinophyceae; Syndiniales; Amoebophryaceae
Source: the annotation of a GenBank genome assembly
AUGGAAAUGGAUGCCGCCUUCACCUCGAGUCUCGCGAAGAUACUAAAAGAGCUGGAGGCUACUGGAAACUAUCUUACACAGGUACUACUAGUACUAGAAGGGCAAGAACAGAGUCAGGUGGAGGUGACCACUAAGGAUGUGACGGUAAGCUUAGGAAAGCGCUACUUUUGCGUUAUCUCUAGAACUUUUCGUCAUCGUUUUGCCGUUGAGGUUUUGGUCAUGGUUUUGAAGACACAUCAGCCCCUAAGGAAUUUUUGUUUUUGGUCACGACUUUGAAGCGUCCUAAGUACAUUUUUUCGUGCAUCAUCAUCAGCAUCCUGCGGAAGUUGCGACGUUGCUUGGCUCUCAAUGGCAAAGACUGGACCCAAUGUUUCACUUACAAGCGUAUCAUUGCUAUCCCACAACGCAAGGAGAAGAGCGAGGUCAUGAUCUUGUUCAAGAAGAUAUAGACGGACUAGGAGGCGAAGAAGGAGAGGACGCAUUUUAUCAUUAAGGGUAGGCUAAUAUUAAAGUAGGUGUUCCACCUGCUAUGGCCAUAGCGUUCGUUUUGCCUUUCUGUCCGAAGGGGAAAGGCAUAGCGAACGGGGUAAAGCACGAACACCAAGAGCGUACCUCUAAUAUCAUCGAGUACACCGCUGGCGCCUGCUCCUGUCUGGAGUGUAUAAAUGUGUGAACAAUGUGGAUUACCGUUUGAAAGACUUGCCUCGCAACCUAUUGUUAAGGCCUAAAAAAGAAGACCAAAAAAGACGAGUACCUACUUUGAAGACUAUUUACUUUUUCUUUUUAAAAGAACCUGACUUCUCCACGUGAGAGGUCAGGACUUCUCCACGUGAGAGGUCAGGACUUCUCCACGUGCUACGGCGCUGGCAGUCGUGCCUGGCCGUCGAGUCUAGGGCUGUGCUGAGUCUGGUACUGGCUCGAGCACUAUUUCAACGGGUGGAUCUGUUCUUGUUCACGGGACAGGUUAACGGGACAGGCCUCUAAUAUGGAAACAGCUCACGGAUAAGCAGAGUCCGUCAGCUAUAGCGGGACACGAGCACUUUUCCUAUCGAAAAGGACGCACUUUUGUGGCAGACAAAACCGUAGAUGGCGAACUACAGAUGCGAGUGUCACCGCCACUUGCUGACGACACACCAAAGGUUCUCUUUCACAUACGCAGCAAAGUAGAGAUGGAAGGCAAUCAAGAAGAACUUCAUCAACAGCACAACAUCAAGAAGAUUCAGAUGACUUCUCAGUCCUGUAGUAGUAGUUGUAACGUCCUUUGCCUGAGUGAUUUCCUGCGAGCUGGCAUGAGUGUAUCCGACUUGCGAAACUGCUGUGAACCCCGUCUGGACCAGAGUCAUUUGUAUCAAGUGAUGGAUUCCCAGAGUACUGCAGCAGGAGCAUCAUCUUCAUCAACUUCAAUCACAUCAACUCCACCCACUCCGUCUCUGGUGGAAGCUGCCAAGUUUUUCGAGACUCCGUCUGUGGUGGAGAGAGCUGAGUCCUCUGUGGUAGAGGAGAGCCCACGUCGUGAAGAAGGCUUCUUCGAUGAUUCUCUGGCGAGUGUCUUUCGAGACGCCAAGGGGCAAAGCUAUGACGGGGUACAGGUUCUCACCUACGAAAACGAAGAAGUUCACCUCAGCGCGAAUCGGACGCUUGGAAGGCUCG